This is a messenger RNA of Plasmodium gallinaceum, 8526 nucleotides long. RefSeq names its product serine/threonine protein kinase, putative. Gene Ontology annotation, cellular component: cytoplasm. The transcript is spliced from 5 exons. The record is from RefSeq and is a predicted model, not a curated record. Gene Ontology annotation, molecular function: ATP binding; protein serine/threonine kinase activity. Bases 1 to 8526 code for a protein of 2841 amino acids. Gene Ontology annotation, biological process: intracellular signal transduction; protein phosphorylation. Lineage: Eukaryota; Apicomplexa; Aconoidasida; Haemosporida; Plasmodiidae.
AUGCUAAAUACUCCUAAUUGGAGAUCUGAAUGGGAUAAAGAACUACGCCUCAUUCCUCAAGUUGAAUCAGUAACAAGUUUAGAUUUACAAUUAACAGAAAAUAUAUUUAUCAUAUGGCAGUUUUUAAAACUUUAUCAAUCAUGUAGCCCACAAAUAAGGAGUAUUUUAGAUUUCUUAGCAGGAAAAAAACCUGAAUCAUUGCAAUGGGGAGCACAUAUUGAUGAUAUAAUGUCUAGAGGGAUAAAUAAAGGAAAUCAAUUAUUUAAUGCAUUAGUUUCUCAUGGAAAAAAAAUUCAAUUAAGAUAUUCAAAAAAAAAAUUAAGUGAUACUCUACAAUAUUAUCACAUAAAAAAUUAUAUAAUUUUAGAAAAAAUAAAUACGGGAUCAGUUGGCCAAGUUCAUUUGGCCUUAGAUAAAAUAACAGGUAUUUUUGUUGCUGCAAAAGCUAUUGAUAAAUCAACAGCACAAGGAGAUUUAGGUCUAUUUCAAAAAUUAAAAGAAGAAAUCAAAGUAUCCUGUAAAAUGAAUCAUCCAUGUGUUGUUAAAACAAUAAAUAUAUUAGAAACAAAAGAUAAAAUUAUUCAAAUAAUGGAGUAUUGUGAUGGUGGUGAUUUAAUAUCAUACGUUAGAAAUAAAUUGCAUUUAGAUGAAUCUAGUGCACAAUAUUUUUUUAAAAAAAUUGUUGAAGGAUUAAAAUAUAUACACCAAAAUAAUAUAGCUCAUAGAGAUUUAAAACCUGAAAAUAUAUUUUUAUGUAAAAAACAAUUAACUCAAAAAGAAAAAACAUUAAUUAGAAUAGGAAAAUUACCAUCCUGUUCAGAAUAUGAUUUAAAAAUUGGAGAUUUCGGUGCAUGUUGUUUUAAUGAAAAAAAUAAAUUACAUUAUGAUAUUGUUGGAACUUUGAGCUAUGCUGCACCAGAAGUUCUGGGUUGUAAUAAUAUAAAUGGAUAUGAUGGAAAAAAAGCAGAUAUAUGGAGUUUAGGUAUAAUUUUAUAUGCCAUGUUUUUUGGUUUACUACCUUUUGAUAACGAAGAUAAAGAAAUUAAAGAAGCUUAUAAUGAAAUUAUAAAGAAUAAAAUUAUUUAUCCCAAAAAUAGAGUUAAUAAAUUUUCUACAAAUGCUAAAAAUUUAUUAUCAGGAAUGCUUAAUAUCAAUCCAAUGAACCGUUUAUCACUUGAUGAAAUUAUUAAUCAUGAAUGGCUAUCUGACACUGCUAAAAAUAAACUAGAGAUAUCUUACAUAAAUAAAAAAAUCAACUUUCCUUUAUCAUCAACUGUUGCUUGUCCUAUAUAUAGUAAUAAAAAUAUUUUAGAUUAUAAUAUCUAUAAAAAAUUAGCUUUAAUGAAUAACAACAAUAAUAUUAAUAAUAACAUUAAAAUCAAUAAUAAAAAAAUUAAUAAUAGUAAUAAUAAUUACCAUAUUAAUAAUAACUAUAAUAAUAAUAAUAAGGAUAACAAUAACAAGGAGAAUAACAGUAAUAAUAAUAAGAAUGAUAAUGAUAAUAAGAAAGGUUAUCUUUGUGAAUAUUCAUCUAUUUUAAAUAAAAAUAAUGAUUUAUAUAUUUACGACAAAAAAGAACUGUUACAUAAUAAUUUAAAACAUUGUAAUGUGGAUAAGGUAAACAAAGAAAAUAAAAAAUUUUCAGACAUUAUAUUUACAUAUAAGAAAAAUAUCACUGAAAUAGAUAAUAAAACAAAACAAAAAAAUUUUAACUAUAAUUCUUUAAAUAGUAAAAUAGAACUUACAAAUACAGAGAAAAAUAAUAUCUACGAAGAAAAUAAUUAUUUAGAAAAAUUAACAAUGGAAAAUAAGUAUGCAGAUGACAAAUAUAAAUUAUUUGAGAAAUUUAACAGUCCUAAAUAUCCAAACGAUGACAAUUAUAUUUACGAUGUAUACUUUAAUAGAAAUAAUUUUUAUAUUGAUAAAAAUAAUAAAUUGAAUAGAAAUGAUAAAAUUUUAAUAAAUAAUAAUACUUACGAAAAUAUCUAUUUCUUAAAAAAUUAUGAUGUUAAUUUACCCAAUGAUUAUAAAGAUAUAAUUUUAAAAAAUUAUAAUAACUAUCAUCAUCUAAUUAAUACAUAUAAAGACAAUAAUGCAUAUAAAAUUAAGUAUUUACAUAAUACAAAUUACUCUAAUAAUACUACCAAUAAUAGUAUAUCUUCAGAAAAUAUUAUUUCAUUAAAUAGUAGUAGCAUAUAUAAUUUAAACGAAAAAAAUAUUUCGCAAAAUGAUAUUUCUUCCAACAUUCAUCCAGAUUAUAAUAAAAUUCACUACAAAUAUUAUUAUUAUGAUAAAAAUAAUAUGUAUAUUGAAUAUUUACUCAAUAGAAAUAAUUUUUCUAAUAAUAUAUAUUCUCAUGUUUUACCAGAAAAGCAAGUAGCUUCAUUUGAUAAUGAUAAUUUGAGAUAUUUUAAAAAUGAUACUUAUAGAAGAGGAAUUUCUGAUUACAUGAAUUCUAAUAAUUUUAAUUAUAAAGUAUGCCCACAUAUGAAAAAUGAGAAUUCUCUUUUAAAAAAUUAUGAAAAACAAAUUAAAAUUAGUUGCUUUAAUAAUGAACAUUAUAAGAACACUUUAAUAAACUCAAAUAAAUUCGUAAAAGAAACAAAUGGAAAACAAGAUGAAAAAAUAAAUAAAAAAAAUAGCUUAAAACUUGGUAAAAAUGAACAAAACAAUUUGAACAAUGGCAGCAUUUUAAUUGGAAAAGAAAAUGCAGAUAGGAAAAUAAAUAAACAAUUAAAAUAUACUGAUGAAAAAAAUGAUAUAAAUGAAAAUAAACAUGCUAAUGUUAAUUCUAGCUUCUCAGAUAAAUCGAAUUUUUAUGGAAAUUCUAAAUUAAACUCAUCAGUUGACAAGAACGACAUACCAAUAAAAAUAGAUUCUACCAAUUUAAAAAAAAAAGACACAUAUAUUAUUAAAAAGGAUGCAAAUCAUGAAGAAUGUAACAAAAAUUUUUAUAAUUCAAAACAUUCAACAAAAAUUGUAAACAUUGAAGAAAUUAUAUUUAAUAAAAUAAAUAAUUCUCAAAUAAAAAACGAUAAAAUUAAAGAUGAUAUAAGAAAAGAAAAUAAGUUAAAUCAUGAAUUUUUUAAUGAAAACAAUAGUAUUAACAAAAAAAAUAUUGAAGUUGAACCCUCAAAAAUAGAAAAAAGCGAAUAUAUGCAUGAAAUACUUGAGAGUGAAACGUAUAUCAAUGAAGAAACAGAAAAGAUAAAUUUUACAGAUAAUAAUCAAUAUAACAAAAUUCAUUCGAACAAUAAAAUUAAAAAUAGUAAUAUAACAAAUAUAAGUAAUGAUAAAUUUAAUAAUGAUAAAUUUAGUAAUGAUAAAUUUAAUAAUGAUAAAUUUAAUAAUGAUAAAUUUAGUAAUGAUAAAUUUAGUAAUGAUAAAUUUAGUAAUGAUGUUUUACUUUCUAUAAGAAAAAAGGAUUCAAUAAAUAAUAAUCAAAAAGUCACUAACACAAUAAACUGUGAAGAUAAAAUUAAAAGUGCAUCAAAUAGUAAAGAUUCAUAUAAAAGUAAUAAUAAAAUUCUAAAAGAAAAUGAUUACUUUAAAUUCAAUGAAAAAAUAAAUAAUGAAAUAAAUCUGACUUCUAUUAAAAAAGAAGAAAGAUAUCAUGAAAAGUGUCCAGUUCUUAAUACAGAUAACAGUAAUAAUAAUGAAGAAAAAAAAAAAAAAAAAAAAAAAAAAAAAAAUGAAAUACUUGAAAGUAUUAAUGACAUAAAUUCAAUAAAAUAUAAUUAUACAGAUAAUGAUAAAAGUGAUGAUGAUAAAGAUUAUAAUGGUCAUAAUGACAAUAAUAAUGAUAAAAAUAAAAAUAUAUGUGUCGAAAAUUCUUCUAGAGAAAAUAAAAGUUAUAAAUACACUGAACAUUAUUAUAAUUGUAAAAAUGAAAAUUAUAAGCAUAAUGGUAAUUAUAAUAAUCUUACUGAAAAUCUUAAAUGUGAAAAGGAUAUAUUAGAAGAAAAAAAAAGUACUUUAAAUAUGUGCCACCAAAAUGUUUUAGAUGAAACAUGUGUAGGUAGAACAAAAAAUUUUAUAGAGAAUGGAUCUCCAAAUGAAAAAGGAAGUAAUACUAAAGAAAAUAAUUCUGAAGGAUCAAAAACAAAAAAAGGAAAUAAUAUUUUUGUAAGGAAAGAAAUUAAUAAAAAAAAAAAUGAAUUUAAUAAUUAUAAUGUUAAAAAUGUAUCACUUGUAAAAGUUACAAAUGAAAAUAAUUUAAGUAGUUAUGAAAAAGACAAUUUAUUAAAAAAUGAUAUCUAUGAAAAGUUAAAAACGGAUGUGUUUGGUUCCCUUAAUGAAAAAAAGGAUAUUUUAAAAUUCGAUUUAAAUAGUGAAAAAAACAUUAAUAUAGAAAAUAUUGAUGAUAAAGAUAAAUUUUUAAAACUAAAAAAACUCUACUAUUCAAAUAAAAAUGAGUAUAAUUUACAUCCAUCUAAUUUCAAUAAUUAUAUGAAAAAAUAUUAUAUAAAUUUUGAUAAAGUAUUUUCUUAUAACAAAAAGACAAAAUAUUCAAGUAAACUGAAUUAUUUUAAAGGUGAUAACUUAAACUAUAAAAUAAAAGCAAAACAGAAAAAAUGUGAAAAAAAUAUGGAGAUAAAUGAAAAAAAAGAAUGUUGUGAUAUAAGUUCUUGCAGUUUUAAAAAUGAUAUAAUUAACUUUAAUCGUUCCGCUGAUUUUUUUUAUAUAUAUGAAAAUAAUGAAAAUGAUUUAUUAAGCAACCUAAAACAUAAUUCAAUAGAUGAAAUAAUAAUUCAUGAUAAAUUUAAUGAAAACAUAUCAUUUAAUAAAUACAUAAAUGAUGAUGAAUCUAUUUAUUUUUCUUCCAAUAAAAUUGAUUAUAAAAAUAUUUCUGCUCACAAGAAUAAUUGUAAAAAUAUGAAUUAUUCAAACCGUGAUUAUUAUUAUUGUGGUAUUUUUUAUGAUGAUUACAAAGAUAGUUGUAUUAUAGAUAACAAUAAUACUUAUAAAAAUGAUGACAUUAAUACUAUGAAAAGCAAUAAUAAUUAUAUUAGUAUUAAUAGUGAUUGCGAAAAUUGUAUUUUAAGUACCAUUAGUAAUAACAAAAAUAAAAUAAGAAAUUACAAACAUAAAAAUGAUGGAAUUUUAUCUAAAGUUAAAUCGAAAAAUUUACUUAAAAACUUGAGAGUAGAUAAAAAUUAUUUUAAGUUAUCAAAAAAAAAGAAAAGUAGUAGUGUUAUUUUUAAUAAUUACAAUAAAUUGUAUGAAAAUAAAAGCGUUAAUGAAAAACUAAAGGUAAAGAAGAAAAAUUAUGAUAAUUCUCAAGUUAAAAGUAAUAAAUUAAAAAUUCAAGAAAGUCAAAAUAUAACUAAUAAUGAAACUUCUAAUAAAGAGGAACAAGAAAAUAUAUUAAAUAAUUCAUGUAAUAAAUUUAAUAGUAAUUUUAAUUUAGAAUGUAAAUAUUCUUUUGAAGGAAAUUACAAUUUAGUGAAUUAUGAAAAGCAUUUAAGAAAUAUUAAAGAUGGAAAAAUAUACAAUAAUAUAUUAUUAAAAAUCCCAUCAUUUGAUAAAAAUAGAUGUAAAUUAAGUGGAAAAAAUAAUAAUGAAUUUAAUAGUUCACCAUGUGGCAAUAAAUAUACGAAAUUGAAUGAAAAAAAAGUAGAAGAUAACAGUUUUCCUAAAUAUGCGCUUAAAGAUGAUAACUUUAGAAGUUUAAGUGUAUGUGUGAUUAAUUUAAAAUCAAAAAAUGAUUUCGUAGAUGUUUAUAACAAAGAAAAUAAUAAAAUAAUUCAUGAUAUAAACAAGGAAAAAAAUAUUUAUAUUAAUAAAAAUGAAACGAAUAAUAGGAAUGGUAAUCAUUUGAAUAUUUCUACUAAUGUUGAUAACUAUUCAAAUGAAGAAAAAAUUAAUGAUUGUAAUAAAAAUCAAUUAGAAAAGUUAAUGAGAUUUGAAGAACAUUUAGAUCAAUAUUUUAAAAAAUAUAAUAUAAGUAAAAAUAUCUACUUGAAUAAAUAUUAUUUAUUUAAUCAAAAGAAAGAUGGAAACUUCAUUAUAAAUUAUAAUGAAGAAAACAAGUUAAAUACAAGUAAUUCGGGAAUAUUUUCAAAUACUUUUUCAUAUAUAAGGACAUCAUUUAGCUUAAUUAAUUACUCCAAUAUAAAAAAUUUUAAUUGUUCAUUUAAAAAUGAUAACAUUAAUAAUAUCAUUAAAGAAAGAAAUAUAAAUGAAGAAAUUUAUAACAAAGGAAAACAUAAUUUAAAUUUUGCGUUUGAAAAAUAUAACCAAAGAAAUGCAUCAUAUAGUAAUAACAAAAUAAAAAGGGAUAAUUUUGAAAAUUUAAAACAUACAAAAAUAUACGAUUAUUUAUUCAUUAAUAAUAUACAUAAUAAAAAGAACAUUUUAGAAGAUGAUUUAUCACAAAUUCAACUUACACAAUCUAAAAAAGAUAAUAAUACAGGAAUUACUGAUAACAAAGAAAACAUUCAUAGUAAUAAUGAUAAUGAAACAUAUAACAAAGAUAAUAAUAGCAACAUUAAUGAUAAUAAUCAUUCUAAUUAUCAUGAUUUUCCUAAAAAAUUAGAUGAAAAUAUUGAAAAAAAAUCAUUUUAUUUUAAAUAUAAUGAAGAAUUUGAAAAGGAAAAGGAAAAGGAAAAAGAAAAAGAAAAGGAAAAUGUUCGUUCUAUUUCUUCUAAAAUUUAUACAUUUUCUUAUCCAAAUAAAAACGCGGUUGAGUUAAAAAUAAAUAAAAUUUUACCAAACGUUUGCAAAGUAGGAGAAGACGUAAAAAAUAAAAAUAUAUAUCUAAAAGACACAAACACAAAUAACUCUUAUGAGAAAAGUGACUUUCUUUCAAAUACGAAUUUUAUAAAUAAUGAUUCUCAUAAUGAGAAUAGGAAACAUAAUUCUAAUGAUAAAAUUUGUUACAAUAAUUCUGCUAAUAAAUGCAUAAAGAAUGUUAUAAAUAAUAAUUAUGUUAAAAAAAAAAAUGAUGAUUAUUUAGAAAGUUCUUUUUUUAAUGAAAAAAUAGAAACGGAUAAUAAUCUUUUAACAAAAAAGUUUACAUCAUUAAUUAAAAAAAAAGAAUUUAUAAAUAUUGAUAAAAACAAUUUUAUAAAUAAAGAAUGUAAAAAUGACAAAUUAAAUAUUGAUAAUAAUAUAAACAAUAAAAAAAUAUGUUCUGAUAAAACUCAAUUUUCUUCAAAAAAAAAUAAAGAAUUUUAUGUAACUUCUAAUAUGGUUGUAUUAGAUAAAAAUUGUCAAAAAAACGAUCAAGGGAAAUUAGAGAAAAAUGAAGAUUUAAGAAAUUUCCAAAAUGAAAAUCUUUGUAGUAAUAAUAAAGAUAACCUUUUGCAAGAAAUGAACAAAUUUAUUAAUGAAAAAAGAAAUAAGAGCCCACAUAAUAGCGUGAUGAGUAAAAGAACAAAUAAUGAUAGUAUUUCACAAAAUUUAUUAUUAAAAGAUAAAGGAAAUGUAAUUUUAAAGGUUCAACACAAAUUAUGUAGUAGUAAUCCUAUAUACUCUAAAUUUAAAAAUGUUAAUUUAAUUGAAAAUAAUAAUCUAAAAAAAACAAAUUUUAGUAAUAACUAUAAUAAUGCACAAAAAUGUGUAAAUUUAACAGAAAAAAAUGAGUUAAUUGAUCCUAAUGGAAAUAAAGAAAAUUGUUAUUACAUAAUGAGCACAAACUAUGAUAGUAAAAUAAGUGAUAAUAAUAAAAUAAAUAAAAAGCAUGUGAACAUUAAAAUUAUAAAUGAAAAACAUAACAGCGAUAUAAUAGAAUAUGCAAAUAAAAUGAAUACAUUAAAUGAAUUGAAAUUUGAUAGACAAUUUGAACAGUUAAAUAAAAACAAAAUAACUACAUUAAAAGAGAAAAUAAUGGAUAAUAAAAAGGAAUAUAUAGUAUCAAAUAAUUUUAAUAAUAUAAAAAAUAAUUAUAUUUUUGUAAAUAAUAAUAAUGAUUAUAUCAAAAAAAAUAGUAAUUAUAAUAAUAAAAAUGUUAACGAAUUAGAUAAAAAAAAGAAUACUGAUUCAUUAAGUAUAUAUAGUAAUGAAAAUACUAACAAAAAUGCCAUAUCAAAUAUUUUUUUAAUGAAAAGUACUGUAGGAGAAAAAUUAAAUAGUAAUGAAUAUAAUCAAAAAAAUUUAAAAUUAUCUUAUGAUAUUGAUUUUCCUGAAAAUUUUGAUUAUCUUAAUAAUCUUAUGCUAUGUUCAUUUCCUCAUAAUAAUUAUCAAUUUUUAACAAACAACAUCUUACAAAGAAAAAUAAGUAACUUUCGUAAAUUAAAUUUAAAAAGUUUUAUGGGUAAUAAUAAUUAUUUAACUAAGAAAAUAACAGAAAAUAAUAAAAGUAAUAAAAUAAAAGAUAAUUUAAAAGAUUACUUAAAAUUAAACAAAAGUUCAAUUCAAAUUUUUUCAAAGCCAUAUAUAAAUAAUAGUAAACAUAAACAAAAUUUAAAAAAUUCUAACAUUUCAAUUGAUGAAAUAAAUUUUUCACAACCUAAAUUAAGAUGGAUAAAUAUAUUUAGUAGAAAUGCGAAUAAAUGUGAAUUAAAGAAUAAAUAUAAUAAAUAA